AUGAUCGUACGAUCAAGUGCAGUGCUAUCGUUGCUUGGGGCAUUCUUGCUUGUUAGGGCCGCGCCCCAUGGCGGUCAUGAUGGUGAAUUUCGUGACACAAAGUACGACGAGCAGUUGAAACAUGUUUCCAAAGUGGGCAAUACUUACGUAGCUGCACUUGAAGUGUACGACAACCCACCGGAUCAAGACAACGCCCGUAAGGAAGUGGAUAACUUCCCUUCAAACAUUUACAGCAAGUACGACGGCUUGCAGCAUAAGGUGAAGAGCUUUUUCGAUGCCGAGCCCAUCAUCGAUAACAUCAGGGAAUCGGAUAAAUACGGCAACACUGGGGAUCAGUUUUACUUCAUCACGAAACCGCUGGUGGAAACGACCGCCAAGGUGAACAUGUUUAUCAACUCAGUGAUAGCGGCUCCAAAGAAGCUACUCAAUGGUUUGCAGAAACAGGCAAAUGAUAAACUGAACGACAUCGGAGGGGCAUUAGUUGGUUUGAGGCGAUAAUCUAGAAAAAAUGGCGCAGCCAACGAUCUGUUUUUGCAUAGGAUAAUGAGUACGAAGUCCUUAGAGUGUGUUCUGGUCGAUCGUGAAGG
Messenger RNA from Anopheles nili, 587 nucleotides. RefSeq lists its product as uncharacterized. Lineage: Eukaryota; Metazoa; Arthropoda; Insecta; Diptera; Culicidae. The record is from RefSeq and is a predicted model, not a curated record. The transcript is spliced from 4 exons. Bases 1 to 498 code for a protein of 165 amino acids.